Dimorphilus gyrociliatus is the source of this 1448-nucleotide messenger RNA. The record is from the annotation of a GenBank genome assembly. Lineage: Eukaryota; Metazoa; Annelida; Polychaeta; Dinophilidae.
GAGCUAAUGCGCAGUGAGAAUACGGCCACAACAACAGCGACCAGUAGUCAGUGAAGUUAACCAACUAUGCUCCAAGAAAUCAGGAACGCCGUCGAUUUUAUAACAACUGUCCUUUUAAAGCGCCAGUCCGUCUCUGAAAAUAUAUGCGAAAAAUUUAAUAUUACGUUAAUCGACGCCUUUAAACAACGUUUUAGGGAACAUUGGUUUCCUGAAUCACCCGACCGAGGCUCCGCUUAUCGGUGUGUUCGCAUUAACUACGAUAUGGACCCAAUUCUGAGUAAAGUCUGUGCAAAAAUUGGAUUGGAUAUAAAUCUUCUUAAAUCGUCUCUGCCCUACGAAAUCACAGUUUGGAUCGAUCCGGAGGAAGUUUGCUACAGGAUAGGAGAAGACGGUUCUAUUGGUGUUUUGUACGCUUCGAAACAGGAGAUGACGCAAAGAUCCUGCAAACGAGAAGCGUCCCCGGUACAACGUCUUCAAAUGGCUCAACCCGUUUACGCAAGUUAACGAGUUAAAUGUUUGGACAGAAAAUCAACUGAUCUCCUAGAAAACCGGCGAUAUUUGCUAUACGAAAAUUCCUCGAGUUUUUACUACCAGUUUUCUCAAAUGAAUGCUGGAACACUUUGCUCCGAAUAUUUUUUAAAAAAAAAAGCGGAUUCUUAAUUUUUUAUUUGACUUUUUCAUGCAGAUGACAGUAUUCGUUAACUGUUGAAAACUUGAUGAAUAUUCUAUAGCGAAUCUCUAUACGUACUUUUCCGAAUAGUGUCGUAAAUAUUUCUGUGUUCAGUAAAACUGUAAAACUUUUAUUUUUUUAAGAAUGGUAGAAUUAAGUUUUAAAAUUUGGAUAAAUAUAGAUUAUUAUUAUCUUUGAGCAUUGAAACAUCUUUGUUACACCGAUAUAUGUAUUAAAAAAAAAUAAUGAGAGAGGGAGAGGUAAGCAAGAAAAUGACUAGUUGCAUGACUAUCGUUUAUUCUAGAUUUAUUUUUACUCACAACUAAAAAACAAAGGUGCUGUACGAAUGUUAUCAAAGGGUAUCACGCACGUAUGAUCUCAUAUCCAAGAUGUUAAUAUGUCAAUCAGUGUUAUGGUAAAAGGCCAAUUACUAAAUAACACUUAAAAUUUUGGAGGAUAUGCUUUGUUUUGCCAGCUGCCAACUUCUUGAAAAGUUAUUAUAUGCAUUAAAACAAAAGAGAGAAAUCUGUAAUUCAUACUUGAAAACAAAACAAGUUAUAAAAAAUGGUAUAUUUUUAGAAUUUUUUAUCAAAAUAAUAUAAAAGUUGUUUACUGAUCGGAUUGAAAAGGUUUGCUGAAUUGAUACUUGAACAAAGACUAUGGAUAUUACGCCUUCUAUAAUUGCAUCUAUCAAUUGUCAAUAUUUUCCCUCUGGCCUUCCCUUUUUACCUCUACCAACCCCAGACCCCCUCCCCUCUCUCCCUCUAUCCAAAUUCUC